GAGCUGAGGAAAUCACUGCUGCAUUAUUAACGGUUCUCCUGACGUGAGCAGCAGCAAACAGCAAAUAACAGUCACACGAUGGCGUUGAUGAUUCUGCCGGUGGUGGGCUCUGUCUCUGUGUCCGAGAGCCUGGUGGCCAUGGUGACGAUGUGCGUGGUGUACCUGGCGUUCCGGCUCCUGCGCUCUGGCAUCCCGGAGGGGCUGCGGCGGCUGCCGGGGCCGAAGCCGCUGCCCAUCAUUGGGAACGUGCUGGAGGUGGGCGCCAACCCACACCUGAGCCUGACCGCCAUGAGCGAGCGCUACGGCCCGGUGUUCCAGAUCCAGAUCGGCAUGCGGCCGGUGGUGGUGCUGAGCGGCAGUGAGACAGUGCGCCAGGCGCUCAUCAAGCAGGGCGAGGAGUUCGCCGGGCGGCCGGACCUCUACAGCUUCCGCUACAUCAACGACGGCAAGAGCCUGGCCUUCAGCACCGACCAGGCCGGCGUGUGGCGCGCCCGCCGCAAGCUGGCCAUGAAUGCCCUGCGCUCCUUCGCCACGCUCGAGGGCAGCAGCUCCGAGUACUCCUGCAUGCUGGAGGAGCACAUCAGCAAGGAGGGCGAGUACCUCAUCAAGCAGCUCGGCACGGUCAUGGAGGCCAGCGGCAGCUUCGACCCCUUCCGCCACAUCGUGGUGUCGGUGGCCAACGUCAUCUGCGGCAUGUGCUUCGGCCGGCGCUACAGCCACGACGACCAGGAGCUGCUGAGCCUGGUGACCAUGAGCAACGAGUUCGGGCAGGUGGUGGGCAGCGGCAACCCCGCGGACUUCAUCCCUUUCCUGCGCUUCCUACCCAGCCGCACCAUGAAGACCUUCAUGGACCUCAACGCUCGCUUCAACAUGUUUGUGCAAAGGAUUGUCAAAGAGCACUACAAGUCUUAUGACAAGAACAACAUCCGCGACAUCACAGAUUCCCUCAUUGAUCACUGUGAGGACAGAAAACUGGAUGAGAACUCCAAUGUCCAGGUGUCCGAUGAGAAGAUUGUUGGAAUUGUGAAUGACCUCUUUGGAGCUGGAUUUGAUACAAUCAGCACUGCUUUGUCAUGGGCUGUCGUGUACUUGGUUGCCUACCCUGAAAUCCAGGAGAAACUCUACCAAGAACUGAAGGACAAAGUGGGAAUGGAGCGUACCCCCCGCCUCUCUGACAAGUCCAGCCUCCCGUUCCUGGAGGCUUUCAUCCUGGAGAUCUUCCGCCACUCUUCCUUCCUGCCUUUCACGAUCCCUCACUGCACCACUAAAGACACAUCACUCAAUGGAUUCUUCAUCCCCAAGGACACCUGUGUCUUCAUCAACCAGUGGCAGGUCAACCAUGACUCAGCGCUGUGGAAGGAGCCGUCCUCCUUCACCCCCGAGCGCUUCCUGACCGCUGACGGCACGGCCGUCAACAAGGCGGACGCGGAGAAGGUGAUGGUGUUCGGCGUGGGGAAGCGGCGCUGCAUCGGCGAGGCCAUCGGCCGCUCCGAGGUCUUCCUCUUCCUGGCCAUCCUGCUCCAGAGGCUGCGCUUCCACGAGCUGCCGGGCCACCCGCUGGACAUGACGCCUGAAUACGGGCUCACCAUGAAGCACAAGCGGUGCCAGCUGCGUGCCAGCCUGCGGGUGCGGGACCAGGACUGAGACGCCCCCCUCUCCCGCUUAGCACUUGCGCGUUGGGUCUGACACAUGAGUUGGGCUGAAGUAUGUGUGGAUAUGAGCACAGUCCAGAUUAACAGUGUAACGAGGUACACUCACAUCUGUUGUUGAGAGUCCAGCACCUAG
Messenger RNA from Megalops cyprinoides (Indo-Pacific tarpon), 1785 nucleotides. Its product is annotated as cytochrome P450 1A1. The record is from RefSeq and is a predicted model, not a curated record. Gene Ontology annotation, molecular function: oxidoreductase activity, acting on paired donors, with incorporation or reduction of molecular oxygen, reduced flavin or flavoprotein as one donor, and incorporation of one atom of oxygen; steroid 17-alpha-monooxygenase activity; iron ion binding. Gene Ontology annotation, biological process: progesterone metabolic process; hormone biosynthetic process. The transcript has 7 exons. NCBI's taxonomy places the organism in Eukaryota, Metazoa, Chordata, Actinopteri, Elopiformes, Megalopidae. Bases 79 to 1644 code for a protein of 521 amino acids.